GGAAGGGGCGGUGCGUUCGGGGUCCGCGUCGGGGUCGCGCGUCGGGCGCGCCGUGGCCCCGUCGGGGCGGCGGGAGCUGCGGAGCCGCCAUGGCGGACCUGGAGGCCGUGCUGGCCGACGUCAGCUACCUGAUGGCCAUGGAGAAGAGCAAGGCGGCGCCGGCUGCGCGCGCCAGCAAGAAGGUCGUCCUGCCGGAGCCCAGUAUCCGGAGCGUGAUGCAGAAGUAUCUUGCAGAAAGAAACGAAAUAACCUUUGACAAGAUUUUCAAUCAGAAAAUCGGCUUCCUGCUAUUUAAAGACUUCUGUUUGAACGAGAUCGACGAAGCCGUUCCUCAGGUGAAGUUCUAUGAAGAGAUAAAAGAAUACGAGAAACUGGACAACGAAGAGGACCGGCUGCGCCGGAGCCGGCAGAUGUACGAUGCCUACAUCAUGCGGGAGCUCCUGUCCUGCACACACACAUUCUCCAAGCAAGCUGUGGAACACGUCCAGAGCCAUCUCUCCAAGAAACAGGUGACAGCUACCCUUUUUCAGCCAUACAUCGAAGAAAUCUGUGAGAGCCUCCGAGGGGAUAUUUUCCAAAAGUUUAUGGAAAGUGAUAAAUUCACCAGGUUCUGUCAGUGGAAGAAUGUGGAAUUAAAUAUUCAUCUGACCAUGAACGACUUCAGCGUGCACAGGAUUAUCGGCCGAGGAGGGUUUGGGGAAGUUUACGGAUGCAGGAAAGCAGACACCGGGAAAAUGUACGCCAUGAAAUGCUUAGACAAGAAGAGGGUGAAGAUGAAGCAGGGAGAGACGCUGGCCCUGAACGAAAGGAUCAUGCUGUCCCUCGUCAGCACUGGGGACUGUCCCUUCAUUGUCUGCAUGACCUACGCCUUCCACACACCGGACAAACUCUGCUUCAUCCUGGACCUGAUGAACGGGGGCGACAUGCACUACCACCUCUCCCAGCACGGGGUGUUUUCUGAGAAGGAGAUGCGCUUUUACGCCAGCGAGAUCAUCCUGGGUCUCGAGCACAUGCAUAAUCGUUUCGUCGUCUACAGAGACCUGAAGCCUGCGAACAUCCUCCUGGAUGAAUACGGGCACGUGAGGAUAUCCGAUCUUGGCCUCGCCUGUGACUUCUCCAAAAAGAAGCCUCACGCCAGCGUGGGCACCCAUGGGUACAUGGCUCCCGAGGUGUUGCAGAAGGGAACAUCUUACGACAGCAGCGCUGACUGGUUCUCCCUGGGCUGUAUGCUCUUCAAGCUCCUGCGGGGCCACAGCCCUUUCCGACAGCACAAAACCAAAGACAAGCAUGAGAUAGACCGCAUGACCCUGACAGUGAAUGUGCAGCUUCCGGACGCCUUCUCCCCGGAGCUGAGGUCCCUCUUGGAGGGUUUGCUGCAGCGGGACGUGAGCCGGCGGCUGGGCUGCGGCGGAGGCGGGGCACAAGAGGUGAAGGAGCACAUCUUCUUCAAGGGCAUUGACUGGCAGCAUGUGUACUUACGGAAGUACCCGCCACCGCUAAUCCCUCCUCGGGGAGAGGUCAACGCUGCCGACGCCUUUGAUAUCGGCUCAUUUGAUGAAGAGGACACCAAAGGCAUUAAGCUGCUGGACUGCGACCAGGACCUCUAUAAGAACUUCCCACUGGUGAUCUCUGAACGCUGGCAGCAGGAAGUGGUGGAGACCAUCUACGACGCCGUCAAUGCUGAUACGGAUAAAAUCGAGGCCAGGAAGAAGGCUAAAAAUAAGCAGCUUGGUCAGGAGGAAGAUUAUGCCCUGGGGAAGGACUGCAUCUUGCACGGGUUCAUGCUGAAGCUGGGGAACCCCUUUCUCACGCAAUGGCAGAGGCGCUACUUUUACCUGUUCCCCAACAGACUAGAGUGGAGAGGAGAGGGCGAGUCUCGGCAAAAUUUACUGACCAUGGAUCAGAUCCUGUCUGUGGAGGAGACCCAGAUUAAAGACAGGAAAUGCAUUUUAUUCAGAAUAAAAGGAGGGAAGCAGUUUAUCCUGCAGUGCGAGAGUGACCCCGAGUUUGCACAGUGGUUGAAGGAGCUGACCUGCACCUUCACGGAGGCCCAGAGGCUGCUACGCCGCGCUCCCAAGUUCCUCAACAAACCUCGCACCACCAUCCUGGAGUUCUCCAAGCCACCGCUGUGCCACAGAAAUAGCAGCGGCCUCUGAACCACAGAGCAGCAGGGGCCUGCAGCAGGGGCCUCGGCUCUUCAGCCCGGGAGUGGAAAUGGAGCCAUGGGAACCGCCCUGUGGGGCUAAGACACAGCGCUUCUGAGCACAGGGCUGCUCCAGGCUGGGGAUGCCCACGACACCGAGAUGGCCCUGCAGGAGAUGGGACAUCUUCUGGGCUGGCCUGUCCGCACUCGAAAUUACUGAAGAGGCAGAAGGCGUUUUUUUCCGUGCACCCACUUACCUUGGUAUCCAUGGCCUCAGAACGUGAAAUGACCCUUACCGCUCCAGCUGGCUUCAAGCGUACCCAGGGUGGGACCACAGUGUCUGGGGCUGCGGGUAGCCUGUCCUAGGCACUGAUGUAUCUGAGUGCCUACCCAAAGUUUGGGGCUUCAGUAGCCUAGGGUCUCUGUAGAUCAGGGAUAACCUCCUGGCUGUCCCUGGGUGAUGAGGUAACACCGAACACCAUGUGCACUGCCUUCCUCCGAUGGCUCUGCUCCAGGGAUGCCAGUCCGAGAGCAGAGGUAGGAAUGUCCCCUUGUGGAACUGCCAUGGCAUCCAUCAUGGCUACUUCUGGUCAACAUGACCGGAGGAGAUGCCCCAGGACUUCAAGUCAAGCCAGGAUGUAGGUAACCCACCAGGCAGUCCGUGCACGAGCUUGGGGUCUCCAGGACGGGCAGGUCUAUGACAGAGUCCUGCUCCCUCUGCCUGGCCUGGGUAGCAUAGCCAAGGAUGUGCCCCAGGCAGAACAGGGUUGCUGCCUUUCCCUUCAGUAUAAUUUAUAAUGAACUCACGCUGAUGGGUGACGGUGUGCAGCGGUCCCCUGUGCACCCUGGCAUGCCCCACAUCCUUCAGCCAUGAAUGUGCUGUGCACUGGGUUAUUCUGACUUGGGCGGCAGAACCCUUCCCCUAAAGGUUACUUCUCCCACUGCUGCCCCGAGUCAGCGCUGGGUCCCCAGGUCACCACACUGAAACAGGAAGUCCUCGAAGGUCUCUGCGGACUUGUCCCGUUCCUGGGGACUGUGUUACAGAGUUUCUAGAUAAACUGCUGAGCACAUAAAGAAAGCUGGCAUUGAAA
Peromyscus leucopus (white-footed mouse) is the source of this 3234-nucleotide messenger RNA. It is a transcript of the gene Grk3, whose product is annotated as G protein-coupled receptor kinase 3. The record is from RefSeq and is a predicted model, not a curated record. The transcript is spliced from 21 exons. Gene Ontology annotation, biological process: regulation of signal transduction; protein phosphorylation; G protein-coupled receptor signaling pathway. Gene Ontology annotation, molecular function: G protein-coupled receptor kinase activity; ATP binding; G protein-coupled receptor binding. Lineage: Eukaryota; Metazoa; Chordata; Mammalia; Rodentia; Cricetidae. The coding region runs from base 90 to 2156 and encodes 688 amino acids.